Closterium sp. Yama58-4 is the source of this 2946-nucleotide messenger RNA. NCBI's taxonomy places the organism in Eukaryota, Viridiplantae, Streptophyta, Zygnematophyceae, Desmidiales, Closteriaceae. The record is from the annotation of a GenBank genome assembly.
AUGGUCCGCGCGCGUUCCUUUCCGCGUCCAGCCGCCAAUAAGCUUGUGAAAGCGUCUCCUCUUCUCACGCCCUCCGCGUCGUCCGCUCGCACACAAAAUGCGUCGUCGCAUCUCACUCUAACUUAUUCCUCUCCAACCCUCGCUGCUCCUCGCAGCCCGAUCGCGUCGCUCACCUCGCAAUUGCGCAUCCUGCAUUCUCCUCGCAUCGGAUGUCCGCAGACGCGAUAUCUAUCGAGUAGCUUCCAUUCAAGAAGUCUUUCUACCGCCACCGCCGCUGUUAGAAUAACUGACUUCGGCAAUCUCGGUGUCACCAAGGCUCGCGUUUCCACAUAUCUUUCCACCACUCGUCCGUCACCGCGUGCAUCCUCUGCGCCCCGUACGCCGUUCCGGGGGCAUUCGUCCGUGCGGCAAAGCCGCCAGCAGCACUUAAAGAAACAGCCCCAACAAUUUCCAAAUCAGCAGGAAGACAUGGCGGUAGCCGUGAAACCAGCGAUCGACACGCUCUCUCCUCCUCCCGUCGGUGCCGCCCUCUCUUCCGCUCACCAGCCUCUACCAGCCGAACCAGUCGCAUCCCCAACGGCAUCAAGCCCGCCACCAGAUGUACCCGUGCACUCCAGCAUUCGCAUCAGCGACGCGCGACAGCUGCACGCCCACGAUCGCGUGGUGCUGAGCGAUGUGCCACCGUCGCUCGUGCUCACGCCGCACGCGGGGGGUUUGGGGGCUUCGGGGGAGGGGAAGGCGCAGGGCGUGUUUCUGGGGAGUCGUUUCCGCGAGGCGCACAGCUGGCACGUGUUCCGCCUGGGCGUGCUCAGGGGAGCGCGGUUCCUGUGCUGCUUCCGCUUCAAGCUCUGGUGGAUGACGCAGCGUGUGGGCAGCAGCGGCCGCGAGGUCCCCGUGGAAACGCAGUUCCUGCUGCUCGAACUGCCCGCCGGGCAGCAGCAGCAGCCACAGCACGCGUCAGCAGAGGCGGGCGGCAGCGCGAGCGCGAGCGCGAGGGUGUACGUGGUGGUGCUGCCGCUGCUGGACGGGUCCUUCCGUGCGGCGCUGCAAGGCUCGCCCUCCGACCACCUCGAAGUGUGCCUCGAGAGCGGCGACCCCCAGGUGUGCACGGAUGAGUCGCUGCACGCAGUGUACAUGCACAGCGGAACCAACCCCUACUCCAUCAUCUCCGAUGCUGUCAAGGCGGUGGAGCAGCACACGGGCUCGUUCCUGCGGCGCGAGGAGAAGCAGCUGCCGGGGCUGCUGGACUGCUUCGGGUGGUGCACGUGGGACGCCUUCUACACCAAGGUGGACGCGCAGGGCGUCAAGCAGGGCCUCGCCAGUCUGGCAGAAGGCAACACACCAGCCAAGUUUCUGAUUAUCGACGAUGGAUGGCAGUCAGUGGCAGCAGACUCACACGAGGACUCCAGCGCCACCAUCACCGUCGGCACACAGUACGCGAGUCGCCUCACGGAUCUCAAGGCAAACUACAAGUUCAAGCAGCAGCGGCAGGAGGGGGAGGAAAAAGAGGGUGCAGGGCGGCAGGAGGAGGGGCAGGGAGAGGAGGGAGAGGAGGGGGCAAGUGUGCUUGGCGAGGCAGCGGGGAUGGUGCAUGGGCUGGGGCAGGUGGUGCGGGAGGUGAAGGCCGCUCAUGACCUCAAGUACGUGUACGUGUGGCACGCACUGAUGGGCUACUGGGGAGGAGUCCGCCCGCACGCCAGCAGCAUGCAGCAGUUCGACCCAGCACUCGUCUUCCCCGUGCCAUCGCCCUCCAUCCUGCUGAACCAGCCCGACAUGGCCCACGACUCCCUCACGCUCAACGGGCUGGGCGUGGUGUCCCCCGCCAAGGUCUUCCAUUUCUACGACGCACUGCACGGGUAUCUGGCGGCGUGCGGGGUGGACGGGGUGAAGGUGGACGUGCAGAAUAUACUGGAGACGCUGGGCGCGGGGUAUGGGGGAAGAGUGGCGCUGGCGAGGGGAUACCAUGAAGCGUUGGAGCGGAGCGUGGCGAAGAACUUUGAGGAGAACGGAGUGAUCGCGUGCAUGAGCCACAACACUGAUGGGCUCUACUCAGCAAAGCAGACAGCAGUGGUGCGGGCGUCUGAUGACUUCUGGCCCACCGACCCCGCCUCGCACACCGUGCACAUCGUCUCUGUGGCAUACAACAGCCUGUUCCUGGGCGAGUUCAUGCAGCCCGACUGGGACAUGUUCCACUCGCUGCAUCCAGCAGCGGAGUUCCAUGCAGCAGCGCGAGCUGUGGGGGGAUGCGCUGUGUAUGUCAGUGACAAGCCAGGGCAGCACGACUUCGGUGUGUUGCGCAAGCUGGUGCUGCCAGACGGCUCUGUGCUGCGCGCCAAGCUGCCCGGCCGACCUACCAGGGACUGCCUCUUUGCUGACCCCGCCCGAGACCACACCAGCAUGCUCAAGAUCUGGACAAUGAAUGCAUGUGGGGGCAUGGUGGGGGCGUUCAACUGUCAGGGCGCGGGGUGGUGCAGGGAUGGGCGCAAGUACACCAUGCACAACCCUGAUCCGGACGCCGUUACUGGGACUGUUGCUGCUGCUGACGUGGACCUGCUUGCUGACGUGGCGGCCGGAGACUGGACGGGAGACGUGGCGGUGUUUUCGCAUAAUGCAGGCGAGUUGGUACGACUACCAGCAGACACAUCCCUCGUGGUGCAUCUCCAUCGCCUUGAGUUUGAGCUCUACACCAUCGCCCCCAUCACUGUGGUAGGAAGCGUGGCGGUGGCGCCUAUAGGACUCACCAACAUGUACAACUCAGGAGGUGCCGUGCUGGCCGUGCGCACGAGCAACACCAGUGCUGCCGGCACGUGUGUCACAAGCCCAGAUGCUGCAGGUGUAGUGGACGGGGCAGAAGCAGAGGUUGCCUACACGCCUGAUGAUGGCCGGGCGGUCGUGCAGGUGCCAUUCAGGGCAGGUGCUACCUGCUUGCUCAGAUUUGCCUUGUGA